AUGGAACCACAAGUUGCAGCAAUGGCAAGACGUAAAAGGAAGCAAAUUCUUAAAGAUAAAAGAUUGAAAAAAGGAAGAACUGAUGAAAACACAAUCAAUCCCAUUGAAAACUCUCAAAGGUAUUAUGUUCCAACCAUGGUUAAUAUCAGAACACCACUAUCUGAUUUAACUUCAUCAAUCUUUAAUGAAAGAAAUAUGAGUUCACCUUCACCAGCAUCUGCAUCAAGCAACUCAAGUACAAUGAAGAGUUUCAAUAUUGUUUCUACAAAUCAACUGGCAGCUUCAGCACGACAGCGGAGGAAAAGUAUUAUGGAAGGUAAGAUGCCCCAAUCUUACAAACUUCAUAACAACCUUAGCAAUAACAGUGGGGGUCCUUUCAGGAUAAAUUCUCCAUCCUUUUCUCAUUUCAAAACACCAUUUCCUGAUAUAGCUUCCUCAUGUUCUAACCAAAGAAACAUAAAACCUCAUGCACCGCCAAGUUGUUCUAUUCAAAAAUCAAAAAAACAGUUGACUAUUACACCUCUUUCUGAUAUAACUUCCUCAUUUUCUAAUCAAAGAAAUAUGGAACCUCAUGAACAUCCAAGUAGUUAUGUUCAUAAAUCAAAAAAACAGUUGAAUGUAGGUGUUAUUCAAUCCAUGUCGGUCAAACUCUUCAAUUAUUUUGGAAAUGAGAAUCAUAAUCUGGCUUUUUCAUCCACAAGCAAUAUUCCUAUACAAGAACCCACAACAUUCACUUCAACUCCAGAUGUUAACAUUGAGAGUGAUUACUCUGGUGAUGAGACGGUAACAAAUGAUUCUUUCAGUGAUAGCUCAUGUGAAUUCAAUGCCGCAGAUGCAAAUUAUGACUCAAGUUCCAGCUAUGAUGACGAAGAUGUCUAUGACUCCAAUUCUACAUCAUUUGAUUCUUUAAAUAUUGGUUAUUCUGAUAUUGGUGAUCCUAUAGUUGAAUGCACACAAUGUGGGGCACUUAUGUGGUAUCAAGAAAAAACUGACAGGCGAAAACAUAGUGCAGUUCCUAAGUUUCAACUAUGUUGUGGAAAGGGGAAAGUCGUGUUACCACUUCUGAAAACACCACCACUAUUACUACAACGUCUUUUGUUUGAUAAUAGUGAGAUAGACAGUCGAAAUUAUCAACAAUUUUGUAGAAUGUACAACAUGAUGUUUGCUUUUACGUCUCCGGGAAUGAAAUUCGACAACAGAUUUUUAGCUGGAAGUGGACCACCUAACAUAAGAAUUCAUGGACAGACUUGCCAUCGAAUUGGGAGCAUGUUACCUUUAACUGGACAAUCUCCAAAAUUUGCUCAACUGUAUGUUUACGACACCGACAAUGAGAUUCAACAUAGAAUUAAAGGAAUUGGGAACAACCCCAAUAUUAUUCCAGAAACAGUUAGUAGAUUGAAGGACAUGUUAGAUGAGUUCAACACACAUGCCAAAUCUUUUAGGAUGGCAGCAGAUAGAUUAAAGGAUUGUCCUUUGCCUGAUCUCAAGCUUAAGCUAAUAUCUGAUAGAUCAACAGAUGGAAGGAUUUAUAACCAACCUACUGUUUCGGAGGUAGCCGCCCUAAUAGUUGGUGAUGUUGAUACGGGUUCUAAGAGGGAUAUUCUUCUUGAAAGAAAGAGCGGAAGGCUAAAAAGAAUAAGUGAGUUUCAUUCAAGUUAUCUGGCAUAUCAAUAUCCACUUUUGUUUCCUUAUGGGGAAGAUGGUUUUAGACUUGGAGUUCUUCUUAGAGAAACUAAUACCAAAAAAAAAAUGAAGAGGAAUAAGCUUACCAUUAGAGAAUGGCUUGCUUUUAGGAUUCAAUGCAGACAUAAUGAGGCACAAACUAUAUUGCGGUCAAGAAGGUUGUUUCAACAAUUUUUGGUUGAUGGAUUUACUAUGAUGGAGUCACAAAGAUUGAAUUAUAUUCGAAAACAUCAGAAAAAGCUGCGUGUUUCGAAAUAUUGCAAUUUGAGCUCAUCUGAACAGAAUGCAAACACUCAAGGAUCAAACAAAGGUAAAAGAGUGGUUUUACCUUCAACUUAUGUUGGAAGUCGGAGGUUUAUGGAACAACUCUAUUUUGAUGGAAUGGCAAUUUGUAGCCAAGUUGGAUUUCCAGAUCUUUUAAUCACAUUUACUUGCAAUCCCAACUGGCCUGAAAUCCAAAGGUUGCUUAGCAAAAUUAACUUGAAUUCUCAAGACCGUCCAGAUAUCAUCUCAAGAGUCUUCAAAAUUAAGUUCGAUGAGUUGUUGUGUGAUCUAACAAAAAAACACAUGUUAGGGAGAGUGAUUGCAUAUAUAUACACCAUUGAAUUCCAAAAGCGGGGUUUACCACACGCCCAUAUACUAUUAUUCUUGCAUCCUUCAAGCAAGUAUCCGACUCCAGAUGAUAUAAACAAGAUCAUUUCAGCAGAGAUACCAACAGAAGAAGAUGAUAGGCAACUCUACCAUUUGGUCAAGACACAUAUGAUUCAUGGCCCAUGUGGUUUAGCAAAUGCAAAUUCAACUUGCAUGAAAAAUGGAAAGUGCUCAAAAUACUUUCCAAAGAAAUAUCAAACCCAAACCAUUGUUGAUCAGGAUGGAUAUCCCGUGUACCGAAGAAGAGAAACUGGUAAUACAGUGCUGAAAAAACACGUUCAACUUGAUAACAGAUAUGUAGUUCCUUACAAUCCAUAUUUGUUGAAGAAAUUCCAAGCACACAUCAAUAUGGAGUGGUGUAAUCAAAGUACUUCAGUUAAAUACUUAUUUAAGUAUAUUAACAAGGGGUAUGAUAGAAUUACUGCUGCUGUUGUCCAAACUGAUGCUGAUGGAUCUCCUUCGGUCAGAAUGGUUGACGAAAUCAAGCAAUAUCUUGAUUGCAGAUAUAUCUCACCAAGUGAGGCAUGUUGGAGACUUUUUUCAUUUCCUAUUCAUGGUAGAUCACCCGCAGUUGAAAGGUUGUUCUUUCAUCUUGAAGGAGAUAACUCUGUUUAUUAUACCGAUUAUGAAUUGAUAGAUGAGGUGCUUGACAAACCAUCUGUGAAAGAAUCUAUGUUUACGGCAUGGAUGGAAGCAAACAAAGCAUACCCAGAGGCAAAGAAUUUGACGUACUCACAAUUUCUUUCCAAAUUUGUUUAUGAUAAAAGAUACCGUCGAUGGAGACCGCGUAAAAGAGGAAAUACAAUUGGCAGACUUAUUUGGGUCCCUCCAAGUACGGGUGAGUUAUAUUUCUUGAGAAUGAUGCUAACAGUCGUCAAAGGUCCAACUUGCUAUGAGGAUAUAAAAUUUGUGGGUGGAAAAGUUCAGGAUUCUUUUAGGGAUGCAUGCUUCGAAAUGGGCUUUCUUAACGAUGACAAGGAAUAUGUUGCAGCCAUCGACGAAGCAAAGAAUUGGGGUUCCGGGCAUUUUUUGCGAAAGUUAUUUGUCACUAUGUUACUAUCCGGUACUGUCAAUAGACCACGACAUGUUUGGGAAAAAACUUGGAGGACGUUAUCUGAUGGUAUCCUCUACCAACUAAGGCAAAAAACAAAUAGAAGAGAAUUGCAGCUAUCGGACAAUGAGUUAAAGAAUCUCACACUAAUUGAGAUUGAGAACAUGAUGCAAUCGAAUCGAAGAAGUUUGCAUGAAUUUAAAUGUAUGCCGUAUCCAGAUUCAUACGUCACAAGACAUGUUGGCAAUAGGCUUAUUUAUGACGAACUUAAUUACGAUGCCGAUACCGAGAAACAGAAAUUCCAAGAACUUUUUCAUGCCCUUACAGAUGAACAACGUUUGAUAUUUGAGAAAAUCAUGGGUGCUGUUAACAAACAGAGUGGAGGGGUAUUUUUCUUGCAUGGUUACGGAGGGACUGGUAAAACUUUCAUGUGGAGAACACUAUCAAGUGCACUUCGUUCUCAAAAAAAAAUUGUUCUUACUGUUGCUUCAAGUGGGAUAGCUUCGUUAUUAUUGCCGGGUGGAAGAACAGCACACUCAAAGUUCAAAAUACCUGUGCCAACGCUUGACAACUCAACUUGCAACAUCGACAAAGACACCGAACAUUCUCAAUUAUUUGAAGCAACAGAUGUUAUAAUAUGGGAUGAGGCACCUAUGUCUCACAAGAACUGCUUCGAAGCAUUGGAUAAAACCCUUAAAGAUGUAAUGAGCAAAAAGGGUGUUGAGAAUACUAUUUUUGGUGGAAAAGUUGUUGUAUUUGGAGGAGAUUUUAGACAGAUUCUUCCUGUUGUUCCAAGAGCUGGGCGUUCUGAUAUUGUUCAUGCAUCAAUUAGUUCAUCUUAUGUAUGGGAUUAUUGCCAGGUUUUAACACUAUCAAAAAAUAUGAGACUUCAAGAGGGAAGAGACAACACAAGUUCUAAUGAACUAGCGGAAUUUUCAAAAUGGAUUUUAAAUGUGGGUGAUGGUAAGAUUUGUGAACCCAAUGAUGGUUUGGUUGAUAUUGAAAUUCCUCAAGAGCUAUUAAUAUCAAAUUUUGAUGAUCCUAUAAGAGCAAUUGUUGAAAACACAUAUCCCAAUUUGUUGGAAAAAUAUCAAGAUGUUGAAUUCUUACAAGGAAAGGCUAUUCUUGCUUCAACCAUUGAAGUUGUGGACAAAAUCAAUCAUUAUGUAUUAGACUUGAUACCAGGAGAAGAGAAAGAGUAUUUGAGUUUUGAUUCCAUUGAUAAAACAGAUUCAAGUUAUACUGAAGCAUAUGAAGUUCUAACUCCUGAAUUUCUCAGUAAAUUAAGAACGUCGGGGCUUCCCAAUCAUAGGAUCAAAUUGAAGGUUGGUACACCUAUUAUGCUAAUGAGAAAUUUGGACCAAGCCGAUGGGUUGUGCAACGGAACAAGAUUAAUUGUUACAAGAUUUGCAAAUCAUGUCAUUGAGGCAAAAAUCAUGUCUGGAAAGAACAUAGGUAACAUUUUUUACAUUCCACGAAUGUCUAUGUCACCUUCUGAUUCACCUUGGCCAUUCAAGUUGAUUAGGAGACAAUUUCCGAUUAUUGUCUCCUAUGCAAUGACAAUUAAUAAGUCACAAGGUCAAUCUCUUGAUAGUGUUGGAUUGUAUUUGCCUACUCCUGUGUUUAGCCAUGGUCAAUUAUAUGUUGCAAUUUCAAGAGUUAAGAGCAAAAGUGGGCUGAAAAUCCUAAUUCAUGACAAGGAGAAUGUACCGUGUUCUACUACUACUAAUGUUGUGUACAAGGAAGUCUUUCAAGCACUUUGA
Molecule: messenger RNA, 5148 nt
Organism: Vicia villosa (hairy vetch)
Lineage: Eukaryota; Viridiplantae; Streptophyta; Magnoliopsida; Fabales; Fabaceae
Exons: 7
Coding region: 1-5148 (1715 amino acids)
Biological process (GO): DNA repair; telomere maintenance
Molecular function (GO): DNA helicase activity
Source: RefSeq, a predicted model, not a curated record